Molecule: messenger RNA, 387 nt
Organism: Suillus clintonianus
Lineage: Eukaryota; Fungi; Basidiomycota; Agaricomycetes; Boletales; Suillaceae
Exons: 5
Coding region: 1-387 (128 amino acids)
Source: RefSeq, a predicted model, not a curated record
AUGCUCAUGUUCGAAGACAACACCAUACGCCUCGAAAUACCUCUCAAGUACCCAGAAACGAUACGGGUCACAUUUAUUCCAGACGUACCUGGCCCCCUUACAAUUGAACUCAUACCAUCCACUUGCACAAGCACGAAAUCUCCUGAGACACCCAAGGAAAAAGCGCUUCCCCAACACCCGCGAACAUUCAUUGGUCCGGGAAUUGACCACUCUCCUGUGAAACCACCUGUCGCCGCAAAACCCAUCGAUGAUAGCGUGACGGAGCCGGAGUCCGAAGUAGAGCAAGGAGAUGCUGCGGCAGACCAGACUGUUGUAAAUACGAGCGUUGGCGUCAAACGCCCUGGCAGUCCCCUUGUGUCGCACAAAUCCCGUAUCACUAAAUACUAA